This is a messenger RNA of Symbiodinium pilosum, 725 nucleotides long. Lineage: Eukaryota; Dinophyceae; Suessiales; Symbiodiniaceae. The record is from the annotation of a GenBank genome assembly.
GGCCCGGCCACUCGCUUUUCAACUACGUGGAUGUCUCUCUGCCCUUCACGAUCAACACGAGCUUCGUGACCGACAACGGAGCUGCCAACGGAACGCUGGUGGACAUCAUCCAGAUCAUCAGCCAGAACGGGGAUCAGAAGGCCCGGCUGUCCUUCGCGGAGCGGCUGAAGGCAGACGCCCAGGAGGAGAAUUUCAGGCCAGAUGCGGAUUUCAUCCGCGUUUAUGGCGGUCUCGCACAAAUGGGCGAGGCGCUUCGGCGGGGCAUGGUGAUGGUGCUGGCGCUUUGGGCGGAUCCCAGUGGCAACAUGAACUGGCUGGACUCGUGCCACGGCAACAAGUCGGUCUACGACUGCUCCAAACAUCCCAAAUUCGACGAUUCCGUCUGGGAGCAGGCCCAUGCUGCGAAGCCGGGCAUUUGGCGAGGGCCCGCGGAUUUCUUCCCAGACUACGAGACAUCCUACAAGACGAAGGAUGUCUUCUUCAACUAUCCGGGCAUCCCUCCGCUCAUCCGUAGCCAGGUGCGAUUUGGCUGCCGAGGGUGCGAAACUCCGGGUUCGCUCUGCGACUGCUCAGGCGUUCCGUACCAGUUCAGCAUCAGCAACAUCCAGGCGAAGCACCGGUUGAUCCCCAACCAGCCCGAGCCGACAGAGAAGCCGGAUGAGAAUGCAAACCAUCGCCCCAACCUGGUUUGGAAGAUUCUCAUUCCAGCUGUCUCCAUCCUCGUG